UUACGUUUACAUUCUGUUCUCGACGUCGCGUUCAUCGUAGGGAGCCAUUAGCCUCGUCCGCGUUAAGCAUCGUGCCAUAUUCCCAUUCGCGCCCUAAUACUAACAACAUUCUCGUAGUUUUAAGUGAAAUAUUAUGAGAGUGAAAACCGAAAUGGACGACGACGAAAAGGGAAAGCUGUUUGUUGGUGGUUUGUCAUGGGAGACAACACAAGAAAACCUGCAACGUUACUUUGGCCGUUAUGGCGAAGUAAUUGAUUGUGUUGUUAUGAAAAACAGUGAAUCUGGACGCAGUCGUGGUUUUGGAUUUGUAACAUUUAGUGAUCCCGCUAAUGUUCCAUUAGUUCUUCAGAAUGGACCGCAUCAACUUGAUGGGCGCACAAUUGACCCGAAGCCUUGUAAUCCACGCACUCAGCAAAAGCCGAAACGCAGUGGAGGCUUUCCAAAAGUUUUCCUUGGUGGCUUACCAAGUAACGUGACUGAAACAGAUUUGAGGUCAUUCUUUACCCGUUUUGGUAAAGUUAUGGAGGUUGUCAUAAUGUAUGAUCAAGAAAAGAAGAAGUCAAGAGGAUUUGGCUUUCUCAGUUUUGAGGAUGAAGACGCAGUGGACCGAUGCGUAGCGGAGCAUUUCGUCAACUUAAAUGGAAAACAGGUUGAAAUCAAACGUGCAGAACCACGAGAUUCUUCUAGCAAAAUGAAUGAUAGCCAUCAAGGUCAAUGGGGACCACCUCAACAAGGUGGGCCUCCAAUGGGUAUGGCUGGGAAUAUGGGACCUAUGGGCGGUCCAAAUGGUCAGAUGGGUGGACCUAUGAUGGGGGGUCCAAUGGGCCCACCAGGAAACAUGAUGCAGCAGUAUCAAGGUUGGGGUACCAGUCCUCAGACUGGAGGAUAUGCUGCUGGAUACACUACUCAAUAUAAUUCGCAAGGUUGGGGUGCACCUCCUGGUCCUCCACAACAACAACAAAUACCGCCGCCUCCCCAUCAUCAGUGGGGGAAUAGUUAUAAUGUCCAGCCUGCUGCGGCUACUCAAGGAUAUGGAAGCUAUGGUGGGCCGGCGGCCGCCGCUUCAGGGGGCUAUGGGCCCACGGCGGGUACUGGCGGGGCUGCGGGGGGCGGGCCCGGGGGUUCUUGGAACUCCUGGAACAUGGCACAAAACGGUCCUCCUCCUGGGACCCAGCCACCACCUCAGCCCCCUCAGCCUAACUCCUCGCAGCCCAACUCCAACUCGAACCCCUCUGGCCCGCAGGGUGACAUGUAUUCGCGACAGACCACUGGUUCAGGUGCACCUGGGUCCAGUAGCAGUUCAGCUAAAACUCCGGAUUAUACUGGGUACUCUGCAUAUGGUAAUUACGCUGACACCAGUUAUCCUCAGCGUUCGUACCAAGGAGGAGAAAGCAACCAAGGAAAGUGGAGAAUACAUCUGCCCGACUUAAUAAAAUGGAACCGCCAAGGAAAAGAGGGUAUUAGGUUCUAGAAAUAUUGAUUUCAUUGAUCGCUCGCGACAACGGCCCAUGAUCUUAUUGGGUUUCAAAGGUACUGUGGAAACAAUUGAAACCACACACUAAAAACAGAUAAACAGAGAGGAAUAAGUAGCAAAAAAAGCAAGACGAACAAAAUGCCAGGACAAAGAGUAAAUGGACACCCAUGGUGCAAGUAAAUUUUUGUAUGGCACUGGGAUAGAGGGUAGGAAGCGGAACAUAGAAGUAUUAUAAGAGUUAGAUUGAAUGGAAUAAGUAAAAUAAAGCAAAUAAAACGAAAGCGAGUGUAAAGAAUAAGGGAAUGCUGAACAUUAAUUACUUACCAGCAUUUGAGCGGGGGAUGGAUGAAAUUUCGUUUUGAGAAAUUUCUUCUCAGUGGAUGGCACAAAUUUCGAUGCUCGUUCACCUUUUUGAUACUUUUAGUGAACACUUCGGUAAUUUGAAAAUAAGAAUAAUUAAAUAAAAGAAAUACUAUAUUACGGUCUCCAGUGCAAGGUCAUCGAAUGACUGACACAUUUGAGACACCCGUCCCUCCACGAUCUCGUAUUUAUUAAAACAGAUAUGCUGGAAUGAAGGAAAAUGAAAACGUAAGGAGUAAUUAAUGAAAUAAUUAAGUAAGGUGUUCACACAGGCUGACUUAUAAUCUAAACUACAGAGAUAGUGUAAAAUAAAUAGAUCCUUUUAAUAUGAUGUAUGUAUAUCUAUAACUUUAUUGACAGCAGGCUGCAGUUUCCUUAAGCAUGUUUUUUCUCUUUUCCUUUUUUUUUUUUUUUUGUGUGUUUUGUUAUUUUCAUAUUGUAUCUCUUAGGCAUAUUGAUGUUUAGUUCCUUUUUCUUUUAUUCUUCUUCACUUAUGACUUUUCUUAAUCUAAAUCUGGUCCUUUUCCGUUUCCAUGUAUCUGAAAAAAGUUGAUUGUUUUUGGAGGGAAGAGGACGAGAAAGGAAACGAAAAAAAAGAUAUCGAAUUUUUUAAUGAAGAUUAAAAAAAAAGAAAAUUUGUAUAAUAAGAACUUUUGAAUCGUUAGACACGUUUCUGUACUGUCAUAUUGCAUCAAACAUGGAAACUAGUUUAUUUUUUAUCUCGGAUUUAUAAUAGUUAAUUAUUAGGCACCUUUAAGACUACAAUUAUUGUUACUAUUAUUAUUACUUCUAUGAUAAUUAUUACUAUUAUACUACUAUUAUCAUUAUGAACUAUUUACAGCUAUUUAUCACUAUUUACUGUUGCGACUGCUCCUACUGCAACCAUUAUGAUUGCACUACUAUACACGCUAUUAUUACUGUCUAUGAUAAUUAACAAAUAUUGUACGAUGAUGCUUAUAAGUGUUUAAAUUUUAGAUGAUUAGAUAUGAAAGAGAUCAUGAUAUCUACUGGAUGGAGGGAGGGGUAUUUGUAAUAUGUGCGGUGUACUCGGCGGGGGGCGUCGAUCUGAAAAGUCUACCUGAUUAAAUAUAUGACUUAAUUGUAUUUACUCUGUAGGAUUUACCAUAGUUCUAAACAAGGAAUAUUUCGGAAGAAUGCUCUCAAAUGCUCAUGUUUAUUACUGAGCGAGUCGCGUUGUGUCUUACUUUGUCAAUAAGAAUUGCAAGUAUUGCGCUAAUGUAAUUUUAAAUUUUUUACGAGGUCACACUAUAAUCAGUAGGUUACAAUUAAUAACGGAUCAACAAUUUGCGUAAGCUUCCUCACUAUUGAUCUCAAUACGAUUUAGCUUUUUCUUUCCCUUUAUGGCAUCUGUUCUUUCUCUCGUCAAAUUGUUGUAACUUUAACCACUUUUUCUUCGUUUCUACAUUGUUUUCUUUAUUAUUUCACCUUGCCAUAUUUCUCGUAAUACACAAAUUCGUAAUAAGCGGUGCGAAUUUUUUUUUUUUGUAUAUGUCAUUGAUCGACUUUCAAAUCAAUUAACUCCUGUACUUAUCCUCCGCAUUGUCUAUUUAAAGUGCUCGUUACCAUUUUCGGAUUCGAUACGUUUAAUUAACAGUAUCGCGUAGCAUCGUAGUAACAGAUAUGUAAAAGUCGAUGGGAUGAUGAGAAAGCAUUAACAAACGCGACUCGUGGAAACUUCUGGGAUCAACGCAAUAACACAUUUACUGACUAAACUAAAGACAAGAAAAGACGAGUAGGGAGCUCAAUCAAAGGAAAACCACCUUUUACACUAAUUAUUAUGGUAAUUACACGAAACACGUAAAACAUAACCGUACUCUCAACAGAUACACAUGUAACACGUACACUUCUACGCGCAUAAAGAAGUAAACUAAUUAAACAGAGGCCACAAGUUAUUGAACAUCCAAAUAAUAGUAAAUUAAUAAGAUGCUAAAAGUAGAUAAUGAAAAAGAAGUUAAAUUGAAAGGGCGAUGACUUUGUGGUUGUACUAAAUAAUACGUUAUUUAAUACCUACUUGAGAGGCAGAGAGCGAGAGAGGGAGAGAAAGAUGAGAGAGAGACUGUGAGAGCAGCAAAUUUAAAUAGCGAGAGAGAGAGAGAGAGAAAGUUUUUAUCUUUACGGCUGUUUUUUCAGAACUUAUUUUAUAAAGUAAUAUAAUAAAGAAACGUAAAUGAAAAAGCCACUAGUAUAUCGAUUAUGAUUAUAAUUAUUACUACUAACUAUUGUAUUUCUUACUAUUAUCGAUUUUUAAAAUAAAGUUAAAGCGUAUAAAUUUAAAGGAUUUUUAAGUGUAUGCAAAGCGUUAGGAGAAAGUGAUCAUAAUAACAUUUGAUUUAUAGAUGUAUUAAGGAUAUAAUUAAUGUGUUUGCUGGAAUCGGUAAGCCAGGUAAAUUAAUUUAUAUUAUAAUUAACGAGUCUCAGAGGGAUGAUUAAAUUACUCUAGUACGAAGGGAUGGGAAAUGUGAGGGAGAAAAAAAAGUAAAUAAUGACACAAAGUUAAAUGGCUGCCUUGCCGCACUUGUAUAUACAUAUAUUUUAGGGUACGCUGGAAAAGUAUAAUAUCGAGAUAAUAAGCGAAAGUGGUAGCAAUGGAUUUGAAAAAAUACACACAAAAUGAUGACGAGAAAGCGGGACUAUUCGAAUAAUUGACAAUUAAUAAUUAUAACAGAUAAUAUAUUUAUAUUUAACGCGAUAUUAUUAGUAUUUUUCAAUACAGAAAUAAUGCAUCUAAUUAAUGUAAUAGGUAGCAAAUAGGGAAAAAUACUUUGAUUCUAGCUGUUGUUACUAUCUGUCGUAAUUUCGUCGUUUUUACGAAUUACGACUUGCUCUCAGGGUUGUUACUGUCUUUUUUCCUCUUUUAUCUUUUAAUUUUCUACCUUUUUCAAUCACUUUUUUUUAUAUUCUCCCUGUCUAAGAUUUCACUUCCUAUUAGAAUCUUUGAAAAUGAUUGUAUUUAUAUUUUUUAGGUUGGUAUCUCAUUUCUCUUCUUGUUCUUUCCUUUUUUUCUUUUUUUUUGUUAAUUCUUUUUUUGUUAAAUAAAUAGGCACUGAACUCAGUAUUUGAAGGAAGCAUUCUCAAAUGUUUUUUUUUUAAAUCAUUUUAUGAGCGGUGUCAUGCGGAAAAGCAUGGUUUUUGCUGUAAAAUAUUUAUUGUUGAUUCGUAGGACUGAAACACUUUUUAUUUCAUAUAGAGAAGUAAUAAUUGUACAUUAAGGUUUAAGUAAUGGGAGGGGGGAGAAGAUCACAUACAGCUAGAUUUAAUUCUUCGUUACUUUUAAGACAUUACCAACAGGGAGAGUAAAAGAAACAAACAAUUCAACUUUAUAAACAAUGUUAGAUGUGUAAUUUUUACAAUUUUUAUACUUUUGCAUGUUUUAGUAUUUUCCCUCUACUUUACCGAAUCAUUUACUAUUUAAAUAAUCUUGCUGUCUUUUUCGCGUAUUGAAAUAAUAAAAUAAUGUUUAUUCAUUUGUUCAUGCAUUUCAUAAAUUCGUUUAAUCAUUGUCUCUUUUAUGUAUUUUUUUUCUUGUUUUGUUUUUGCGAGGAAUUUCUUAAAGAUAUAUAAUAUAUUUAGUUAAUUCACCGUUUGCCUUAAUUUAAUUAGAUAGUGCACGCAUUCAAUAUUUUUAAUGUAACGAACUUAGUUUGCAAGGUAAUUAAAUAAUAAAAAAGAAAAAGAGUUAAGCAUUCAAUAUUUAAAGAUGAGAUACGAUAAAUAUAUUGUAAUUCCGGGGGCGUUACAUGUCUGUUUUUAACGUUAACACAUACUUGACGUCCCGCUCACUGAAGACUGGUCAUUAUAAUUAAAUGUUAUACUUAAAUAACUUACUAUUCAUAUUGUAAUUUAUACAAGAAACAGUUUUUAUCGAUGAGUUUAUCUUGUACUUUUAAUGGAUAUUAAUGUAAUUAGUUGGUAUCACAACGACGUAUUGGCUAUUGCAUUUCUACACGCUUAUUAUUGUAUUUCAAUUGAUUCUUCUAACACAUUCGCAUUUUUCCCCCUCUUGUUUGUUGGCUUAGUAGGCGAGAAAGAACAACGUCGAAAUUCGAUAAUAGAGUACAUAUAUUUGCCACGAAUCAAAAUGGCACGAAACUACGUGGGCAUUUUUCCAAGUUGUAAGGAAUAACGUUCGGGAAAGAUCUGUUGGUCGUACGACGAUGUAUUUUUAACUUUCACGUUGAAAUCAUUUUUAACUAUCAUUCAAAGCACAAAUUCCAUCGAUGAUAGGUAAUAACCAAAAAGAAAGUUAACCACUGCCUGAGCUUGUUCCUUGUCUAUCAUCGGUUUCGUUGCAUGAUCAGUUAACGGCCCCAGAAUUUUGUAACUUUUCGAGCUGUUGCCAAUUGUAUCUUAAUCAUUGUGAGGCACAAAGAAAAGCAACAGAGAACAGAACAAAUGAAACGUCGAUUAAAGUUGAAACUUGUUUAACACUCAGUUGAUCGCGUUCGAAUGAAACGAUAAGAGAAAGCUAGGAAAGGGAAGAAUGGGGAAGUUGUCAUUGGUGUAGCGUUCAGGUAGUGCAAUGAUUUCGGUAUUACACGAAAACGUAGGCAGAAUACACGCGAUUUCAGAGAGGAAGGAAAACACGAAAUAGAACAAAAUUAAAUAAUAAGGAACGGAAUGUGUGUCAUAUAUGUAUAUGCAUAUAUAGACGUACAUACACUGUUAGAGACACGCGAGUACACUGGUACACACCGUGAAUAUUCUAAAUUACGUUUACAGUAGAUGCAGUUAAGGUAUUAAAUUCUAAUUCUGCAAAGUGAUUUUCUGCGCGCCUGUUAGGACGACGUAAUUGUUGUCGAAAAAAGAAACUAAUUAAUAAUAAUAAUAAUAAUAAUAAAAAAGAGAAACCUGUAUAGUAGCGAAGGGAAAACAUAGAAAAUUAAAGGAAAAACAAAAAAAUUGAGAACACUUCAAGUUUUACAAUAAGAGAGAGACAGAUAGAUUGAAAAAUUCUAAAUGUACUACGUUUAUGUUAAGUACCCUGCUAUAAGCGUGAAAGAAAGAAACUUUAUAUCGACGUAUAGAUGGUGUAUAGGCGAACCGUUUAACGACACGUUGUGUGCGCAAGAAAAAUCGACACGUGUACACACACUCAUCGACACACAUGUUCACACACCACUCCACACUACUACAUUAAAAUGCUUCACAUUCUGAGACUAAGGGCUUUGGGAGGGAGAGAAUUUGAAAAAGAAAAAAAAAGGGGGAGGAAAACAUUUCUAAAGAUUCUUAACGAAACCGUGAGUGCAUUAGCGGAUUGGAGAAACGAUCGAAUAGGAACGACUAAAUAAUAAUAAGGCUUGUUUCUUCCUGAAAUGUUACUCGAGAACCACUAACCGCAAAAGAAAAAUUCAGCAUAAACGAAAAGUAGAAAAAGCAACAAACAAAAGCAGACACACAAUUAAACAAUAAAGAAAACGGGAGAAAAAUGAAAUUGAUAUAUCUUUAUUUCGCUGGAGAAAAAUGAAACAAACGAUUAUCCGCUUUAGUGAAUGGAAUUCCUACAGUUUGGAAUGCUUUGUCUCGCAUUGAACGAACGAGAAUCGAUCGAUCUACUUUUAUCAUAUUUUAGUGUGAAGUAUAAGAUAAAAUAAACGUAAAGAAAUGAAAUAAAGUCGACGAUGACGAUUGUAACGAUAAUAAAUGAAAUUGUUAACUGUAAUAACAUGACCUGUAUACUUGUAACUUUUAGCAUUAUAUUGGUAAGAUCGUGCCCCCCUGUACGAGACAAACGAUUAGAAUAUUUAUAGUGGAACGAUAGAUAAAUGUGAAACGACGACGAAGAAAAAUAAGGAAAUAUGAUUAAAUGAAAAUGAUAUAUGUUAAUAAGAUUACGGUCGCAUCGGCUGCCAGUCGAGAAAAGUAAACGGCCUAGCCGAUGUGACUAUGAAACGGCGAAAAAGUAAUACGUAUCCAUGUUCAUCAUGUUUUACCUCAGAUUUAAGGAUACAUUUAAGGAUCUUUACGCUCGCACGCUUUCUGUCCAUCUCAUUCCCAGUGACCUAGGCUAGAAAACUCUCUGUACCGAAUGGAGUGUCCGACUUUUCAAUCGUGUUAAACAAAUAACACGCUGUCAAGAAUUUUAAAUAAAAGUUUCCUUAGCUAGAAAAAAUUGCACGUGAAUUUCUGUUUUCGGGAUAUGUGUAUUCAUAAUCCAGACGAAGUCGAACACUCCAUUAUCAGCACAGUAGCAGUAAAAAAAAAUAUAUAUAUACAUACAUAUAUAUAUAUAUAUAUAUACACACACACCAGGCCAAAGCGCAUUGUCUCUACCUUUAAGAAUUCUCUUAAGGAAGAGUCUAAGAAAUUAGAGUUGUAGAAUCAAGAAAGAGAGACGAAAGAAGUAAAAAAAAAAAAGGAAAACAGGACAGGAUAAAGAGAGAGAGGAAGGAAAGGAAUAAUUAUGUAGGAGGAGUAAAAAUAUUACAGAUUGAGAGAGAGAGAGCGAGAGAGAGAGAGAUUUUUUGUCGCGGUGAACAUUAUAAUAUUAUGCGCGUUUACUGAUAAUAACGAUUUAAUGAACGAUGAUUGAUUAUUAUUAUUAAUUACUAUUAUUACACAUAAUACAGAGAGCGGAGAUGUUGAGAGAGAACACAUGUUUACGUGCUAUUCUGUAUAUAUACACGUAUAUAUACAAUUUUUUAUAUAUAUGUAUAUAUAUUCCAAAUAUAUAUGUAUAUAUACAUAUAUAUGAUAUAUAUAUAUAUUAUUCAUUACAACAUAUAUGUAUGUACACGCACUCGUAUGUCUGCUCGUGUAAAUGUAUAUCUUUAAAAAAAGCAGGACAAAAUAUAUCGAUAUAGGGGCGUACGUAUUUCUUUUUUAAAAAUGUUAUGUACAUUUUGCAUGCACGGCCAUUCGUGCACGCGUAAUGUCGACAUAUUAACAUCUAUGUAUACCACAUAUAUACACUUCUGUACACACUACAAUUUUCUUCGAUCUGCUUUAUUUUUCUUUUUUUGUUUUGAUUCUACUCUCAAGGGAAAAUGGCCGUAUAAAAAGAAAGAAAGGAAUGGAGGGAGGGUGGGAAAAUUCAUUGAAAAAAAAGGGAAAUUUAACGGUUGAUAUUCAGACAUUGCAAUACGGAACGAAAAAAGAACAGAUGAGAUAAGCAAAUACCUUAUUAGUCUUAAUUAGUUGUGAAUAAAGAAAACGAAAGGGGAAGGUAAUGGACGGAGAGAGAGAGAGAGAGAGAGAGAGAGAGAAUGAGAAGAAGAGAAGAAACGUGUUCGGUAGGGAGAGAGUGAGAAAAGUGUAAGAUUGUGUGUGAGAGAGAGAGAGACAGAGGGUAAAUUAAUUAGUCUUUAAUUAAGUAGGAAGGAAAGGGUAGUAAAUUGCAUUCAAAACAUACACAUUUUUUUCGACGCAUGUAUUACGUCUCGAUAAAAACAAAUAUUCUUAUCUUUCUUUUUUUUCUGUACAGAUACGUUUAAUCGAUUUACGCAUUGCCGCGUUAACGAUAGUUUUAGCUUUAAUUAAUUCGAUAACUCAACUAUUUCUUGGAGACUGAACGUAGUCUUUAUCUUCCUAAACGAUAUUUAACGGUGGUGUACGCAUGGUUCGAUCGAUAAUGUCAAGUUGGGUGGUGAGUUAUUCAGUCGAGUCGUAUUAUUCGAUUUGUUUUUGUUGUGCAAACGAGACACGAUAACAAUUCACAUUCAAAUGUAUAGUGCUUGAAAACAUCGUAUAUAUGUGUAUGUAUACAUGCGCAACAUUGUCUAUGAAACAUGUGGGAGUCAUUAAUUUCGCAUGCUUAGCACAGAAGUCGACAAAGAAAAUUGGGUAAAUACUACAUAAAUAUAUAGAGAGGUGUGUGGGUUUGUUAUUACGAUUCGCUAUUUUUCAAUUGCUGCUACUUUUAUUAUUGUCAUUACUGUCACUCCAUAGUAGUUAUUUACUUAAGUAGUAGUUGUUGCUAAUGCUAUUAUUACUCUUCUACUUUCCUCACAACUAAGAUUAUCGCUAUUCACUUUUGCAAAUAUUGCUUUUCCUCUUUUCAUAUUUUAAUCUAACUGUUUCCUAGUUUUCUUGCUCUAUUGUCCUUUUUCGUCAGGGUUACAUGAUUUUAUGUGUUAAAACUACAAUACAAUAUCAAUAACUAAUGGUCGUAUCUAGCAACAAAAGUUCAUAAGGUCGACUAUAUAAAAAUAUAAAGAUCAGAUAUGCAUCUUGUUGGUCGUCACAUUUACAUUCUCGUCCGAUUCGUAUGAUCGUCACGUUCGUCUGAACGUGUACCAUUUACUUUCCGAAACGACGUGAUAAGUUGAAAGAUAAGAGUAGUUAUAAAUCAUGUUAAUAGGUCGAAUUGUUAGCAGACAGUGGAAUGAUCCGUAAAUUUCUCUUUUUUUUUUUUUGUGAAAAUAAAAUGAUAAAAAGAGGACAAACCGAGAGAAAGGGAGGGAGAGAAAGAGUGAGAGAAUGAGAUUUUUUGGUAUCAGAAUAAAAGCUGCUAGCAAUUUCUGUAAUUUAACUACCGUUUGGAUACAAUUUACUCGCAGGCAUCAUCUUUUUAGAAUACUUUUAGAGAUAAUGAAAAAAGAAACAAACGAGAAUGGAACGCAAGAGGGAUACUCAGAUGUUUUUUAAUCGUUCUUAAGGAUUUGUCGAAUAACAUAUACCUCAUUGUAACUAAUGAACCGUGAUUUUCAACGAGGCGUCAGCUGCUUCUUUUUUAUUCCUGGAGUUCCUAAACGUGUCGGUCCUUUCGUAAUAAGUCCUUCGCUCGUUAGCUGAUAUCGCAGGCAGCCAGGCCGUCGAUUUUCGUCGACCAUUACGUUACGUGUUACAUACAAUUAAAUGGUAUUAUUCCACUAAAGAUGUAAAUUACUAACCGCUAAGGAUUUAACGUGUUACAAGAUUUUUCACACUAUAGUUAAGCAUAUUCACGCAGACACACAGAGACAGGCACGUCCGCAUUCAUUCAACGCCUCUUUCUAUGAUACUUCCGCGAUCGUGAGUUACUAGAUAAAUCAAAAGAAAUAAUCGAGUAGCCUGUAGAAAUUUUGUACAGUCGAACGUUUGUUCAGUCCAUAAAUUAACGCUUAACGUCAGUCUCUCAGAUCACGUAUAUAAUCGUAACGAUAGGUUAGUUUUCUUUCCCAUUUUCUCUUUAUAUUUUCUCAAAAUAACAGCCAAGUCCGAGAGAUCGAUGUUACGGGUUAAAAAAAGAAGAAAUCUCGACGUUUCAGACUGAAACUCUCUAAGCGGUUAAGAAUAGUUAUUACUCUCGCCUUGAUUUUCACGCAUUAUUUGCAGAACCGGCGAAGAGAGAUGCUAUGGUAGCUCACGAUUAGACCGUUCAAUUUUAAGUAAGUCAGCCUCUAAGCAAUUCGGGACCCGAAAGAAACGUUUUUCGAUUAAGUACUAGUUAAUUAUAAUACGUAAUUAAUUCCUAGGGAUAUCGUGAUCGGGCAGAAGUACAACGUAAAAAAAACGAAUGAAUCGAAUGGAUUAAAAAGUUGGGUGUAGAAUGCGGGGAUUAUGUAUGACUAGGGGGAAGGGGUGGAGAGUAGAAUUUUUCGAUAAGAAAGAAUCAUGAACGAAGCCUUAAAAUGCAGAUAAACAAAAAAAAAAAAAAACGGUACUUUUACUCUUCGUAUAGAAAUCUACUGGUUAAUAUACUUAGACGGUACGUCCAGAUCAGAAAGAUACAAAACUUGUUAGAUUGUUAUUACUGAUAUUAAUCGAUUAAUUGAUUAAUUAAUUAAGGGAUUUAACGUAAUGGUUUAUUGUCGAAUUAAACAAGCAACCGUUCUCUAGUUGGAUACGCAGAUACGUAUCUUUCUAUCAGCUGAAUUCGUGUCGGAAUAAGUUCACCCUUGCAUUUAGCAUUCGUAAUGACGAGUGCCGCCGCGACAAACGUGACCGUCAUGCGACCAGAAUUUCUAUGAUAUUCGAUGUGCUCGAAACAGUAAAUGUGACGACAACGGAGGACAUUUUUCCGUUUUUUAAGCGUAGGCAUAGUUCACUGAACUUGAACAAGUCACGAAAAAGAUACAGAAUAUAAUAGGAUGUUGAAGAAUUUGUACACACAAGCGUACUUUGCUUGAACUUAAUUAGAAGACCACGUUACCCUUAUUAGAGACAAGUAUGCAUAUACCUGUAUACCGUUCAACUAUAAAAUCGACAUAAACGACGGUAUAAAACGAGAUUCGAUAAACACAAUGUGUUUUUACGACACGAAAAACACGAAGUUUUUACGAGUCUUGUAUGCGCAUGCACUAAUCAUUUUACCAUAGAAUUAACUGUUUGUACUUUAACGAGUAAUAUUUAAUAUUUCGAUGUGUAUCUAUCAAUAUACGUGUGUACGUACGUACGUAGAAAAAGAGAAAUCGCGAAGAUAAAUAGAAGUUUCCGUGUAUAAUUAUAACUUAAGGAAAACAAACAAAUAUUAACGAGAGAAUAAAUCAGGGCCGGCUGGUGGUUGGAACGAAUUUUCGAUAACUCUGUCUAUCGUAGCACGUGUUUAAGAUUCCAUAAUUUUAUUUGCUAAGAUGUUGAUUUUAACGAUGGAAAUUAGUUAUUCGAUGAUAGUUGCUAAUUACGUUUGAGUCCCGACUGAAAAGUAUCCGAGUACAACUAGCUUCGAACAUAAGCAGGCUGAAACGAAUGAAAUUGACUUUGCUCAUUCCAAGAAUGUCGAGUCCUCUGAAACGGUCCUAAUAAGACUGACGCUCUCGGACAAAACGAAAAAUAACAAAAAAAUAACAAAAA
Molecule: messenger RNA, 12565 nt
Organism: Bombus huntii
Lineage: Eukaryota; Metazoa; Arthropoda; Insecta; Hymenoptera; Apidae
Gene: Hrb27C
Product: heterogeneous nuclear ribonucleoprotein 27C-like
Exons: 8
Coding region: 134-1471 (445 amino acids)
Molecular function (GO): RNA binding
Source: RefSeq, a predicted model, not a curated record